UAUUCAUCGUUUGUUUAUUGACGAUUUUGAUUUUGAUUUCCUUUCACUCGGAUUAAUUCAGAUUCAUCAAAGGGUCCGCCAGUGCGUCACAGUUGCGAUCGUCUUCUUCAAUUUGUUGCCGAAUCGGUUCGAAAAUGGUUUGCUUGGCGUGUUUAUUGCCUCUGUUUCUCAUUCCAGUCGUCAACGCGCUGCCUGUUCUAUUCCACUUGAUUAUGGGAAAAAUUUAUAGAAUUUUUGGCUGGGAAUAUACAAAACCCCAGAGGGUACCUCCAGCUUGUCCCUAUCGCCCUGCUGCCAAACAAAAUAAUGAGGAGUUAGAACCUCUAGCUGGUCAGCAGCACCCACCUCCAAAAGCCGUUGAUGCGGUGGAUGCAAAGCAAGACUGAAUUUGGAGACUUCUGUCGUACAUACAUGUCAGCAAGACCAGCAGAUCUCUGUGGCCCUGAAAGCAGUGGACGCUGUCAAUGUCGAUUAAAGGAAGCUAUGACUUCAAUCGGUCAGAUAAAAGAAUAUCUUAAACUCUCAUCACUAAUACCCAUCAAUACAGUUCCAUUUUGUCAGUGCAUACUUUCUGAAUAAUUUAGCUGGAUGGCUGGAAUAUGUUUCCUGGUUUGUAGUUAAUCAAUGCUUGUGGAAUCUCUGGUAAGAAACAGAUGAAAUUGGCGUAGACCAUGGUUUAAUUCACUGAUGCCUUAAACUUUUUUGUUCCCAAAAGAACUUUUAACUUC
Molecule: messenger RNA, 728 nt
Organism: Cucurbita maxima (winter squash)
Lineage: Eukaryota; Viridiplantae; Streptophyta; Magnoliopsida; Cucurbitales; Cucurbitaceae
Exons: 4
Coding region: 135-386 (83 amino acids)
Source: RefSeq, a predicted model, not a curated record